Molecule: messenger RNA, 1809 nt
Organism: Diatraea saccharalis (sugarcane borer)
Lineage: Eukaryota; Metazoa; Arthropoda; Insecta; Lepidoptera; Crambidae
Source: the annotation of a GenBank genome assembly
AUGAGAAAUUCAUCUGUUUCGCCAGUUUCUCCUUUGUAUUUUAAUAUUGCUGAAUAUUGUUUAUUCGGUAUUAUUUUAGGUGUGAUAAUUGGUAUUAUAUUGUAUUUUAAUGUCGUGAACAGGAAAUAUAAUUCCGUGGACGGCUUUUUGUUUGGAGGUAAAAAUAUGUCUGUCAUUUCAAUUUCACUGGCACUCAUAGCGAGUCACUUGACAAGUAUAACAUUAUUAGGUGUACCAGUUGAGAUAUACCUUCGCGGUACACAGUACUGGGCAUCAGCGCUUUCUCUGAUAAUAGUGACUUUUCUAACGGCUGUAAUAUAUUUACCAGUUUUUCACAAAUUACAACUGUCUUCGAGUUUCGAAUAUUUGGAAAUAAGAUUCUCGACGCAUACACGUGUUAUUGCCGCAGUUCUGUUUGUCAUAAGCAAAUUAAUGUUACUUCCAAUAGUGCCAUAUGUCCCGCUUAUGGCGUUUAGAUUAGUAACCAAUCAAUUUGCUGGCCACAUAACAGCAAUUGUUUGCGUCGCAUGUGCUACUUUCAUAGCUGUCGGAGGCUUAAGAGCCAUAGUUAGUGUCGGUAUCGUCACCUCUUUCUUGGCAUUGGCUGGUACAGCUCUACCGAGUGGUUUGGCUUUACUACCCAUGGGAUUUCAGAAAAUGUGGGAAAUUGCUAAUCACGGCGGACGUUUAGUUUUGUACGAUCCGGAUCCAGAAUUGGCUCAUCAUACAUCGUUUUUUGCUGUAACAUUAGCCCUGAGCACAAACUGGCUUUGGAAAAUAGCACUCAGUCAGUCAUCCCUCCAGAAACUCCAAGCUGUACCGACGAUCAACAAAGCGAGGAUAUGUCUCACUGUAUCAUGUUUUGGAGUUAUACUCAUGAAAUUGUUGUCAUGCUUCCUCGGACUUGCAUUAUAUGCUUGGUUCGCUGGUUGUGAUCCGUUACUCACAGGACAAGUCAAGAAACAUGAACAACUAGUGCCACAGUUUUUACAUCAUUUAUCAUCAAUGUUUCCCGGAAUUUGUGGAAUUUUCAUCAUUUCAAUAUUCAGCGCUACUACAGGGUGCAUUGCUACGUUGAUUAAUUCAAUAGCAGGCGUUAUAUUUGAAGAGUUUAUAAGACCGUGGAUGCCUCAAAGUACUAAUGAACAGACAUGUUGUAAAAUUAUGAAGGUGCUGUGCAUCCUCGUAGGUCUAUACAGCGCUGGAGUUGUCUGGUGUGCUAAGGAGUUGGACCGUCUUCAGCAUGUGGCUUCGGGUGUGACAGGUGUCACAGCCGGGACUCUCCUGGGGCUGUUUACAUUAGGUAUUGUCUUUCCGCGAGCGAAUUGUUCUGGUGCUUUAGGUGGAUGUCUACUCAGCUUGAUGCUCUGUGGCUGGCUGCUUAUCGGCGCCGAAAAUGCUUUGGCGACUGGAGCGCUGACCUUCCAAGGCAAGCCAUUAACAGUAUCAGGAUGUGGAAAGACCAACUUUACACACGUCUUAGCCAACAUCACCCAAGUUCCGAAUGCAGCUUCAAAGCUACCGACGAAACCUCUGCAGUCUCUCUUCCGAAUCUCCUUUACGUAUUGCCCUUUUGCUGGGGCUAUAUCUGUCCUUCUGAUUGGUGUACCAAUGAGCUACUUGAUUGGCAAAUCUAGGACCGAAUCCAUGAACCCAGACGUCUUCUGUCCUCUCACGCAGAGCAUCUUGAACAAAUCGCAAAUGAGAAGUCCAACCGCCUCAUUUGAAAUACGACCACCGGACACGCAAGAGGUCUAUUUAGCGUUGGACGAAGCUCUGAAACAUUUAAAAGAGGUUAUCGAUCGAUAA